This is a messenger RNA of Gossypium raimondii (Peruvian cotton), 1709 nucleotides long. RefSeq names its product PP2A regulatory subunit TAP46. Gene Ontology annotation, molecular function: protein phosphatase 2A binding. Gene Ontology annotation, cellular component: cytosol. The transcript is spliced from 9 exons. Lineage: Eukaryota; Viridiplantae; Streptophyta; Magnoliopsida; Malvales; Malvaceae. The coding region runs from base 206 to 1414 and encodes 402 amino acids. Gene Ontology annotation, biological process: regulation of dephosphorylation; regulation of signal transduction. The record is from RefSeq and is a predicted model, not a curated record.
GUUCUUUCGACUUCUCUUUCAACUUCCAGUUUCUCAGAUCAAUUAGUUUUCUUUCUUUGUAGAAAAGGUGUGAUCUUCAAUUUAGCCAUAAGAUUACUAAAAUUCGAAACCAUAGUCACCCAUUGGAUUCAAGAUUUUCUAUUUUGUUUUCUUCUUUUUUUCCCCGAAGUUUUGGUUUAAAUUCUAGGGUUUUCGAUAGUCACCCAUGGGUGAACGCAAAGUGGAGGAUAUGUCGUUGUCAGCUCUCUUCGAACAAGCUCGUAAGAUCCAUCUUACGGUCACGGAGUCCGGUGCUGAUCAGGAUCUGGUAAAGAAAGGAUGCGAGGUGCUGGAGAAGUGCGAGGACAUGAUAAGCAAGCUAGGGCUUUUCUCAUCCAAUGAGACCAAAGAUGAUAUCAGCACCAACAAUCUCAAGUACCUUCUGGUACCGUUUUAUCUGGCAGAGCUGACGGAAAAGCUUGCGCAGGAGGAAAGGAUUCAGAUUCUCAAGAUUUCGCAAGCUAAAUUGAAGGAAUUCAUUUCAUUUUGUGAAGCAAUGGAACUUGUACCACAGGAAGAGUUGGAAGCUUCUGUGCAAGGAGCUUCAAAUUCUUUUGCUGACCGAAGAGCUUUGAAGAUUGCUCGUUUUAGACGCCAAAGGGCUGCAGAGGCAAAACUUACAGAAAUAAAGGAGCGGAAGGAGCGGCGUGGACGUUCAACAAAAGCAGCUACCUUAUCCACUCCUGUGGAGGUUGGAGAGGAUGAUCUGCUUGAUGAUGAUGGGGAGGAGGAACGAGAGGCUUGGCUUACUACUAUCUCAUUGGCUAUUUGUAAGGCUUUUGAUCUGCUUGAAAUGCUGAAGAAGGAAGAGGAAAUGCUUUCUGCAAUAAAGGAGAAACAGCUCAAGGAUGGGGAAAAGGAAUUUUCUCAGGCUAUCCUUGAUGAUCGCACCAAGAAAGCAGAGGCAUGGCAUCGUGAUGCUGCAGCUCGUGCACGGUAUACUCAACCUGCGGCACCUAUUACUUGUGCUACAUUUGCUCAAGAUGUUAUUGAAGGAAGGGCAAAUGUAUCGCAAGCACAUGACCACAAACACCAGCCAAUGAUCUUUGGACCACAAAGCCUUAUAGGUGGGAGCCUAACAAGUGAAAGGGAAAGGAUGGCAGCACAAGUUUUCCAACCUGCUUAUCGGAUGCCAACUAUAAGCAUCGAGGAAGCUGGUCUGAGGGAGAUGGAAAUGAUGAAUAAGUGGCAGGAGAGGAAUGCAAAAAUGUUUGAAGAAGCUAACUCAGCAUGGUACAAGGACAAACCAAAGAUGGGACCAAGUGAAGAUGAUGAAGACGAUGAUGCCGCCCAAGAGAAGGCACGAGCAUGGGAUGACUGGAAAGAUGACAAUCCUCGAGGUGCAGGCAAUAAAAAGCUUACUCCCUGCGGGUGAAAGUGACAAGUAGUUCCCAUAAUUCUCUUGCAACGUAUUCUUUCAGGCCUACUAAAUGUGGUUUUAGGAAUGUUUCUUAAAUAUUUUAUUUUGCUUAUAGGUUUUGUUCUUAAAAGAAUUUUGUUUGUUUGCUUUGGACUAUACAUAAAAUGCAUACAUCAACUUGAUUGUAUGUAGGUAAUCACCUAGUUGUCAACUUAGUAUAUUGUAUUCGGCUUUAAGAAAAUGUUUAGUGCCAAACUUUGGGACUGAUAAUUAUAUGAAAAAACAAGCUUGAGUCAUGCUUGAAACAUAA